GGAGAUCAGUAUAUACUUCUGGUUGUCAAGUGUGAGGUGGUUAUCAAACGGACGAUUAAUCAACCAAGCUGGGAAAACCCAGGGAAACUCCCUACAGCCAGACUGGCCGGCAACAGUGAUGUCAUGAAUUUCAUUUUUACCGGCUCUGGUUUCAAUAGAGUGGAAUGGGGACCAGGCAGCGUGGGAAUCUGGUUGAGUCGUCUCAGGAACGGGACCAGUGGAAACUCCGCCCCU
Molecule: messenger RNA, 234 nt
Organism: Geodia barretti
Lineage: Eukaryota; Metazoa; Porifera; Demospongiae; Tetractinellida; Geodiidae
Source: the annotation of a GenBank genome assembly